Marasmius oreades (fairy-ring Marasmius) is the source of this 3364-nucleotide messenger RNA. RefSeq lists its product as uncharacterized. The coding region runs from base 70 to 2898 and encodes 942 amino acids. The transcript has 25 exons. Gene Ontology annotation, biological process: glutathione metabolic process. Gene Ontology annotation, cellular component: cytosol. NCBI's taxonomy places the organism in Eukaryota, Fungi, Basidiomycota, Agaricomycetes, Agaricales, Marasmiaceae. Gene Ontology annotation, molecular function: 5-oxoprolinase (ATP-hydrolyzing) activity. The record is from RefSeq and is a predicted model, not a curated record.
ACGACCCCGCUGAUUCCGACCGACAGAUAAGAAUGCUGCACUCCUCAAUAUCAACCAAAGCUCCGUAAGAUGUUUCGAAUCGGUGUCGACGUAGGCGGAACCAAUACUGACUCGGUUCUACUCGACGUACGACCAGAGCAUAUCAGCAAUACAAAAACAAGAGGUGUUAUCGCAUUCCACAAGCAUCCUACGACUAAUAAUGUCACCUACGGGAUCGAGCUUGUGGUGAAGAAAGUUUUAGAGGAGGCCGCUAAGAUAGUUGGACGGGAAACGAUUAAGAAAGGGAUACUGAGUUUGACGAUUGGAACUACGCAUUUUAUCAAUGCAGUCGUUCAAUCAGACACUUCGCGUCUUGCAAAGGUCGCUGUUUUACGGCUUGCAGCACCAUACACGCACGAAUGCCCUCCGUUUAUCGACUUUCCGCCGCAACUAGAGAAGAUCAUGAAUGGAUAUGCUGCUAUUAUAUCUGGCGGCUUACAAAUCGACGGUCGAACGAUCAACCCCAUUGUCGAGUUGGAACUCGUUGAGCAAGCGAAACAGAUUAAAGCUAGGUCUUUGAAAGAUGUGGUUGUGGCUGGCGUCUUUUCCCCGCUUGACGUUCUUGGCAGUCAAGAAUACGCUGCACGCGAUAUCCUGAAGCGCGAGCUCGGAGAAGACGUCAAUAUUGUUUGCUCGCGAGAUGUCGCCCAAAUCGGUCUUUUGGAACGUGAAAACGCAUCUAUCCUUAACGCCUCUAUAUCAACUUUUGCACAACAUACGAUCAAGGGCUUUCAAGACGCCAUGCAACGACUAGGGCUGACAUGUCCUCUCUAUAUCACCCAGAACGACGGAACCCUCACGACGGCUGCCUCCGCUGCACGGUUACCGAUAAGGACUUUCUCUUCUGGUGCAACGAAUUCCAUGCGAGGCGCCUCGUUUUUGGCCGGGGUCGGACUAGGUGAGGGCAAAGGAAAAGCGAUGUUGGUUGCAGACGUCGGUGGUACAAGCACCGAUGUCGGUGUCUUGCUACCUAGCGGCUUCCCCAGACAGGCUGCAGCUUUCAUUGAAGUUGGUGGUGUCCGAACAAACUUCGCAAUGCCAGACGUCAAUUCGAUUGGGCUCGGUGGUGGAUCACGGGUCCGUGUCUUCUCUGACAAAAUCACGGUAGGACCUGAUUCUGUCGGUCACCAUCUCACACGCGAGGCCCUGACCUUCGGCGGUUCAACUCUCACAGCAACAGAUAUUAUUGUUCGAUCAGGGACUGUACCUGGCUUUGGAGAUCCCGAGAAAGUCCAGGACAUUGAUAUGGACGUUGUCACAAAAUCAAAGUCAGCGAUGAAGAGGAUGCUUGAAAAUGUCGUCGAUAGAAUGAAGACCAGUCCUGAUGACUGUACUCUUCUUCUCGUCGGAGGAGGUUCUAUUCUUGCGCCGGAAAACAUCAAGGGCGUUGGCGAAAUCAUUACCCCACCUUUCCAUAGUGUGGCCAAUGCCGUCGGCGCUGCGAUUGCGAACGUCUCGGGCGAAGUCGAUACUAUCGAAGUUUUGCAAGGAAAAUCCUUGCCCGAUGUUUUGGAAAGGAUGAAAGCCGAGGCCAAAGUGAAAUGUGUCGAGGCAGGUGCUAAAGCGGAGACUGUGCAAGUGGUAGAAGUACAGGUGUUACCUGUGCAGUACGUCACCAAUCAAGCCACAAGGCUGAUUGUUAGAGCUGUUGGGGAACUCGGUGUGCCAGAGACAGUGCACGUCGAUCUGAAUGUGGACGAGAAGGGUUCGGCGAAUGAAGCUGAACAACAAGUUGAGAGCGAUACUGAGGAGAUAUCCGGUCCUUCAAAUACACCCUCAAAGGAGGAAGAGCGGAUCGACUACGAGACUUACAAGCCGAGGAUAGAAAGCGAUGUCUGGCAUUUGAGCGAGACAGACCUAUUCUUCAUCAUGGAGGGCUGUGGAAUCCUUGGCACCGGUGGUGGUGGUUCACCGUACCCAACCUAUCUCAUGUGUCGAGAAAUCCUCAGGCAAGGCGGCAGCAUCCGGAUUGUAGAUCACACUUCCCUUCCGGACGAUGCCAAGAUUGCUCGGGGAUGUGGUAUGGGGUCACCGUCGGUCGGUUCAGAGAGAAUACUGGGUGGAAGGCCUGUAGUAGAAGCUGGAAAAGAGUUGGCCAAGUACCUGGGUGUUCAGGAAUAUACUGCAACGAUUUGUGAUGAGAUUGGCGGUGCUAACGGAAUGAUGCCCCUGAUAACGUCCUUCUAUUACAAUGUACCAGUGCUCGACGGCGAUCUCAUGGGGAGAGCCUACCCACUCCUCAACCAAGUUCUACCUGCUGUUUAUGAUCGGCCAAAUGCGCUUGCGCCUUGUGGUCUAUGUGAUGGGGACGGUAAUGUUGUGCUUCUGACCAAAGCCAAAAAUGAAUUCUUGGUCGAGACACUUAUGCGAACGAUAACGACGGAAAUGGGAUCUUCCGCUGCUUUGGUUUGCCCACCUCUGGCACUACGAGACGCGAGGGAUUAUGGGGUCAUUCGGACACAGAGUCAGGCAUGGUGGCUAGGUCGAGCAGUGGCUAUUUGUCGGCAGAAGAACAAUCUGAAAAGUAUUCCCGACGAAAUCAUGAAGCUUCAGACAGGAUGUUGCUUGUUUGUUGGGAAGAUUGUCAAUGUUUCACGGGAAGUCCGAGCUGGAUUUACUUUCGGCGAGGUAACAAUCGCCAAUUUGAAGGACGACGAGUUAGAGGAUUCUUCAAACCAUUCUUUUGUUACUGGGGAUGUCGAUGAGCAUCUAGUCAUACCGUUCCAGAACGAGAAUCUCGCUGCAUAUCUCGUCAAGGCAGAUGGGUCAAGAAAGAUGGCCGCCGUUGUACCUGAUCUAAUUGCGGUGCUGGACUCACAGAGCGGGUCCCAUUUGGGUACACAGAUGUGUAAGUGCUGACUAUGAACUCCUACUUCUCGGAAGUUGUCCAUCCUUCAUUUGUAGAUACAUAUGGGCUUCGCGUUACGGUGAUCGCACUUGCUGGCUCACCGUUGUGGACGAGCGAAAAGGGCCUCAGAACCGGUGGGCCUUCUGCAUUCGGAUUGGAAGAUAGUUACGUCUCUGUUGGACAGUACCGGACACCUCCAUCCGUCAUUGAGACAUUCAAAACAUAAUAGACACGACGCGUCGAGCUUGGGUGUUGUUAAUCCAAGGUCUUUCAUGAUAAAUAGAUACGAUGAUCUGCACGACAGCAUGCUCGGCUUUGAACAUUAAUCAAGCACAACACUGUCUAUGUCUGUUAAACGGGCGCAUUCCUUGUACCUUUGUGUAUUCAAGUUGCAUGUAAUGUUCGAAAUUAUGACAUUCAUGACUGUAAUCAGAACCUGUCCAGUGUACUGUACCCGCCCCCAAUUACUGGAAGCGC